Parastagonospora nodorum SN15 is the source of this 576-nucleotide messenger RNA. RefSeq lists its product as hypothetical. The transcript has 3 exons. The record is from RefSeq and is a predicted model, not a curated record. The coding region runs from base 1 to 576 and encodes 191 amino acids. NCBI's taxonomy places the organism in Eukaryota, Fungi, Ascomycota, Dothideomycetes, Pleosporales, Phaeosphaeriaceae.
AUGAUCUACUCCAAGCUCCUCAGUAUCUCCACCUUGGCCCUACUCCCUCUGUCCUUUGCAGCUCCAGCUCCAGCUCCUGAGCCCCUUUCUGCCGCUACUGCCGCAAUUCAAUGGAUACCGAUCGAAUUCAAUGGCAAGACACUCUAUCUCAACAGUGCAGUAGUAGCCGUGUCUGCAAACCCCGCUAAGGGGGCGGACGUCACUAUUCUCAACAACAAUGCCCCUGACUCUGACACCUGUGAUGGCACCACUCUCGACCCUCAUCCUGCUCCUUUCGCCAAUACCGCAGACUGCGCGGUGAUUCGUGACUGGACCCGCACUCAGAACAGCUACUGGGGCGUUUGGGACAACACUCCCGACACACACGGCCUCUUGUACUACGGCACCUGUGUCUUCGAAGCAGGCACUCGGAACAUCUAUGAAACCUGGAUUGGGUCUUCGAACAUCGCCGACAUCACCGAACUUGCUCUCAAUAGGUGGCAGUCUGGUGGCGUCGUUGCUUCUCAGGGACAGACGGAGUGCGACAACAGAGGCAUCGGAACGUCAACUGUCAGGUGGACUAUCAAGCAUUCUUGA